UGUUGGUUACCUGGGCAACGCUCCCCAGGUGAACCAAGCUACAGUGGUCGCCUCACUACCCACUCCUCCUCUAAUUUAGCUCUCCCGUCUUGUCUCUACCUCACUCAUAGUUCACUGGGGUCUCCGUGUCUCCCUGGCUGGCUGGCUGACGUGUUGCAUUCUUGCCUUGCCUCUCCUCCCUCGCUCCAAGUGCCAAGUGAAGUUUGGACCAUGCUGGGUAGACCGGAGGCUGUCCCGGGGCCCUUCACCUUCCCUGAGGACCAAAUACUGAGGCUGGACCGAGAACUGGACCAGCGGAUGACAAACCUUCUCCAGCCCAGACCCAAGAUGACAGGUCAGAGGUCACCCCACAGCAUGACCCAUAGGCCAGCACAUCACCCUGCCAAGCCUCACCCUGCUGGUCACAUAUUUGCCUUGAGAAAUGGCUAUAUAGAGAAUUGGGAUGGUGGUGGUGGUGGUGGUGGUGGUGGUGAAAGAAGAGAGGAGGAGGAAAAAUACAAUAAAGAGAAGAAAACACAAAGGAAGACAAGAAAAAUGGAAAGCAAAUGAGGGAAAUGGGAAAGGAUGAAAGAAAGGAAGGGAAUGAUAAGGAGAAAGAAGAAGAAGAGGAGGAGGAGGAAGAUUACAAUAUAUUUGAUGAAUUUCUCGACUCCUCCACACGUCAGCCUCAACUCUCCGGCAAGGUCGAGGCACUGACCCAUGCACUUCACCUGGCCAGAGAGGAGUGCCGGCAGAUGGCAAGCAGUAAGAGAGAGGCAAGUAGGGCAGUGCAGGCAGCUGAGAGGGAGUGCAGAGCUAUGGCGAAGCAAACACAAGGACUGAAGCAAGACUCGACAAGGCUGCAGAAGACAAACACUGACUUAAAACUGAGAGUGAAGGAGCUGGAACAAGAGUGUCAAGCCCUGCGUAAGGAGGCAUCAGAGAUGAGGCAGAGGGAAGCCUGUAGGGGCGCUGGACACACUAGCCUCCAGGGGCAGCUCACACGGGCCAGGGCGGAGAACACAAGCUUGAAGGACCAGAUGGUUACCUCAAGGGCACUUCAUAAGGAGGAGGUGGAGGGGCUGAGGAGGAAAUUAAGGGACGGGGAAGAAAAGAGGAAAGAUUUGGAGAGAGAUCGGAGAGAAAUGAAAGUCCUGACGAAGAAACAGGAGAGAUUGAUUGAGAUUCUUCACCAGCAGAAGAACCACCUGGCAGCUGCAAAAGCAACAGCAGGACUAGAGCAAAAAUUCUUGUCUCUCAUCGCACCCCUCCAACAACCAUCCCCAAACCCCCAAAAACGCCCCCAAACAUUAACCUAACCUAAUUCUCUUCAAAAAACCCUUAAUUUGAUCUCUAUUUCCUUCUUAAACCUCAAAAUCUUUCUUAUAUCGAAUCUUCAAUUUUUUUUUCUUGUAUUUAAGCUUCUAAUUCUGUAUCAUUAAAUUCUCAAAGCUGUGUUUCUUACUAAAUGCUGUGAUAUAAUUUUGCUAUGUUUUUUUUGUACUGUCGGUUUAUAUU
This is a messenger RNA of Portunus trituberculatus (swimming crab), 1497 nucleotides long. Its product is annotated as testis-expressed protein 9-like. Lineage: Eukaryota; Metazoa; Arthropoda; Malacostraca; Decapoda; Portunidae. The record is from RefSeq and is a predicted model, not a curated record.